AUGCCAACAGUAUUAUCCAGUCGUGAAUCAGCAAAGAAAAUAGUAAUCGGAGUUUGUACGAUGAAAAGAAAAGCAACAAGCAAACCGAUGCAAGAAAUCAUGGCAAAAAUAGUUGAAUACUACGGGAAUUGGCUUGAGUUUGUGAUAUUUCCUGAAGAGGUAAUAUUGAAAGAGCCUGUUGAACGAUGGCCGCUGUGUGAUUGUUUGAUCAGUUUCCACGCAGCUGAUUUUCCCUUGCAUAAAGCUAUCGAAUAUGAACGUUUAAGGCAUCCAUAUGUUAUUAAUGACCUACAUAGACAGUAUGAUCUAUUAGAUCGGCGCAAAGUUUUCAAAGCUUUAGCUCACGCAGGUAUUGAGCAUCCUCGUCAUGGUGUUCUCUUACGUGACAAGGAAGGAAAAGUUGAAGGGACGUUGAAGGAAUUUAGCGAUCAUAUCGAGGUCAAUGGAAUGAUGUUCAACAAACCAUUUGUGGAGAAGCCGUUGUCUGCUGAAGAUCAUAAUGUAUACAUCUAUUAUCCAAGUUCCGUUGGUGGUGGCUCACAACGUUUGUUCAGAAAGAUAAACAAUCGUAGCAGUUGGUAUUCUCCCGUAAGCACAGUUCGUCGAGAAGGUUCUUACAUUUACGAAGAUUUCAUACCAGCAGAUGGCACUGAUGUUAAGGUUUAUGCCGUGGGUCCGUAUUAUGCUCAUGCAGAAGCUAGGAAAGCGCCUGGAUUGGAUGGAAAAGUUGAACGUGAUUCUCAUGGAAAAGAAGUUCGUUAUCCAGUUAUUUUGAGUAGCAAGGAAAAGCUGAUCGCAAGAAAAGUAGUUAUGGCGUUUGGGCAAACUGUUUGUGGCUUCGACUUGUUGCGUGCAAAUGGCAAAUCUUUCGUGUGUGAUGUUAAUGGAUUUUCAUUUGUUAAAAGUUCAACAAAGUAUUAUGAGGACACGGCCAAGAUUCUAGGAAAUACUAUAUUAAGGCGAUUGGCAUCAUCGAUGAGCAUACCAUGGCAAAUUCCAUAUCAGGAUGAUGACCCGCCUCUGGUUUCAACACCGAGUGGAAAAAUAAUGGAAUUACGGUGUGUCAUUGCCAUUAUUAGACAUGGUGAUCGAACUCCAAAACAGAAAAUGAAGAUUGUUGUAACGGAUCAGCGAUUCUUCGAUUUAUUCAAAAAGUAUAAUGGAUGCAAUAAAAAUGAAAUCAAAAUGAAACGGCCAAACCAACUUAUGGAAGUGCUUGAACUUGCUCGCGAAAUCCUUCAUGAGCAGCAAGGGCGUCGUAAUGAAUCAUUAAAAGAAAUGGAAUCUUGUGAAGAUAAUGACGGCAGUUCCUCUAAACUUGAAAGAGAUUUAGAACAAUGUGAAGAAGCAAUCAAAAAGUGGGAUCAAGUGCGUACUGUUCUUGAAAUGUAUGGUCAUUUUUCGGGUAUCAAUAGAAAAGUGCAGUUGAAAUAUUUGAAACCACGUGAAAUCAAAAGUUCUGAUGAUGAAGAAGUGCAUCAGCAGUCAGCACUUAUGCUUAUUCUAAAAUGGGGUGGAGAAUUGACUACUGCAGGUAAUUUACAGGCAGAAGCGCUUGGAAAGCUAUUUAGAACUUUGUAUCCUGGAAUCCGAAGAACCGAUGGUAAGAGUUGUCCAGAGGAUACGCAAGGUUUGGGAUUUCUUCGUCUCCAUAGUACCUACAGACACGAUUUGAAAAUUUAUGCAUCUGACGAAGGACGUGUACAGAUGACUGCAGCUGCUUUUGCUAAAGGUCUUUUGGCAUUGGAGGGUGAGCUUACACCAAUUUUAAUGCAAAUGGUUAAAUCAGCGAACACUGAUGGACUUUUGGACGAUGAUGUUAACGCGCGAGACUUUCAGCAGGAACUGAAAUGUUACCUUCAUUCAGCACUACAAGUAGAUCGUGACUGGACAGCAGAAGAUCAUGAAAAUUUAAACCCGUCAGGUAUUCGUUCUCUAACGAAUGCAAUGGAAUUUAUCAAAAAUCCUCGGAAAAUGUGUGAAGAAAUUGCAAGCUAUGUACAACAAAUGGUUGAAAUAAUUCAGUGGCAUAAAUGCAAUAAAUCAAAUCGGUCCUUGUAUUUGAAUGAAUCUUGGGACUUGGCAGAACGGCGUUGGGCUAAAGAAUUGCAAGAAUUCCGUCGAGUUAACAAAAAUGGUGAUGUAGAAUUCGACAUUUCUAAAAUUCCGGAUAUUUAUGAUAACAUCAAAUAUGAUAUGGAGCAUAAUCCGGAAUUAUGUAUUAAUAAUGAAGGCCAGUUUGAAAGAAUGUACUUAUGUGCAAAAAAUAUGGCGGAUAUCGUCGUUCCUCAGGAAUAUGGGAUUAGUGAAAACAGCAAAGUAAUCAUUGGACAACAUGUCUGCACUCCACUAUUAUGACACACAAACUCGUCUGGACCCAAGAGCGUCACAAGGAAUUGCUACACCAUUUCGACAUGUUCGCACUCGCCUUUAUUUUACGAGCGAGUCACACAUACAUACUAUAAUGAAUUUGAUAAAAUAUGGCGGCUUAUGCAAGGUAGAUGAUAAGAAGUGGCAACGUGCUAUGCACUUCCUGUCAUCAGUUACCGAAUAUAAUUAUAUGACGCAAGUGGUUUUGAUGGUGUACGAAGAUAGUCGGACAACAAGUACGAAACAAGGCACUGAUCGGUUUCAUAUCGAACUGUUGUUUUCACCAGGCCUUUAUCCUUGCUUUUUAACUGAAAAGGAAAGAAUCUAUGAAACGCGUUUUCCAAACUCAAGUGGUAAGCAGUCUUCAGGACCAAUAGGAACAAAAUCAAAGCUUUCGACUCGAAAUUGUACAACAUCAACUGCUUCAUUAUCAUCGGUGGAAAUUGCUGGUGGUGAAAAGGAUGUAACCAAUUCCGGAAAUUCGGCAUUUCCAGGAACUCUAAUUAACAAUGCUACAGACGGAAGCCAUUCAGAAAGUAGCUCAUCCACCAGCCUCAAUAAUCUUACUGUUGGGAAAGCUUCUGCUCAAGCUUUAGCACUUACCAAGAAGCGUCUAGAACUGAACGAUUCAGAAGAUGACUUAAAUGAUGAAAGUGUCAAUUUGGUUGCACUGGACGAAGUUGCUUCCGGUCAAUACACAACAGAUGAAUUGGCUCGACAUAGUCCUGGGAGUCUGCAUCAUAGUCGACGGCGUGUUGCUGCAAACAGUGAAACUGGAGCAGACUCUCGAAGUUUUGCAGGGAGCUGCUCGUCAAUAAGCGAUUUGGAUAUGGAGACGUCGGCACAUGGUUCUUCAGCAGAAAGCCAUCUUGUUGGUUUAAUGAAAUCGAUGAGCGACAUGUCUUGCAAGAAAUCUACAGUGGACAUCAACAGGGAUUUUGUGAAUCCGGACGAUCCCGCAUCCGCUACUACUGAAGUGACUGUUGGUCCAAGAAAUGGGCGCAAUUCUCCCGGUUCUGCAUCACGUCGAUCGAGAUUUCCGUACUGCUUCAAGCAUCAUACAGUCAGCUUCUUAACAGAGCUGGAUAACCGCUUAAUUAGCACAGAUGUACUUUUUGGUAAAUCGAAUGAUUCAGCACGACGAAGAUUAUCCAACAGUCCGGCGGUUUUGUCUACCGCAGUAAUCGCGCGAUCGUCGAGUGCUCCACGAUUACAAACGUACAAAGCAGAAGAUGAGAUAUCUAAAUUCGCCGUUUCUGGCCUCCACUGCGUUCACUGGAAACAUUACACGAUAACAUACGUUUUAGUCAGUUGGAUCGUUUCCUUGAGCGAUUGA
Brugia pahangi is the source of this 3706-nucleotide messenger RNA. The record is from the annotation of a GenBank genome assembly. NCBI's taxonomy places the organism in Eukaryota, Metazoa, Nematoda, Chromadorea, Rhabditida, Onchocercidae.